Messenger RNA from Salmo salar (Atlantic salmon), 4828 nucleotides. The record is from RefSeq and is a predicted model, not a curated record. Lineage: Eukaryota; Metazoa; Chordata; Actinopteri; Salmoniformes; Salmonidae.
CACAGACCGACAGACAUCCACAGAUAUGGCUCUGUGAGAAGGCACAUGGUGGCGGCUAACCAUGAACCAAAAAAUACAUCACCAAAAACAGUUCAUGCAUCAGUAGCAACCCGACUUGGUUUAUUUAGUUUUUUUUGGGGGGGGGGUGAUUCAACCAUUGCAACAACUGCACUAGAAAUAUAAUUUGGUUUUGCACUGUUAACGAGGAGAGAAGCUAGCAAGCAACUUGGAACAAACCCCCUCCUCUCUCCUCCAGUUUUAAGGCACUGAGAUAUUUUACUCGGUUUUUUUAAACAGUUUUUUUGGUUGCAAUCGCUCUCUUUAUUUUAUUUUUUAAAUACAUUCAUCAUGGGUGUGCAAGGUUUCCAAGAAUACAUAGAAAAGCACUGCCCUACUGCCGUGGUACCGGUGGAGCUCCAGAAACUAGCCCGGGGUAGUCUGGUCGGAGGAGGCAGACAGAGACCACCACAGAGCCCGUUACGGUUACUAGUUGACGCGGAGAACUGUCUCCACCGGCUUUACGGAGGUUUCUACACCGACUGGGUAAGCGGCGGACAGUGGAACCACAUGCUCGGGUACCUGGCUGCAUUAGCCAAGGCCUGUUUUAACGGUAACAUUGAACUACUGGUGUGUUUUAAUGGCGCCAUGGAGAAAGGCCGUCUUCACGAAUGGGUCAAACGACAGGUGAACGAGAGACAGACAGCGCAGCAGAUUGUCAGCCAUAUCCAGAAUAAAGGCACCCCACCGCCGAAGGUCUGGUUUCUACCCCCGGUGUGCAUGGUCCACUGCGUCCGGUUGGCUCUUCUCAGGUUCCACAUUGGGGUUGUCCAGAGUAUCGAGGAUCAUCACUUGGAGGUGAUAGCUCUGUGCAGGGAGAACGGGUUCCACGGCCUGGUGGCGUACGACUCGGACUACGCUCUGUGUAACAUCCCCUACUACUUCUCUGCCCACGCCCUGAAGCUGAGUCGCAACGGGAAGAGCCUGACCACCUCCCAGUACCUGAUGCAUGAAGUGGCCAAACAACUGGACCUCAACCCCAACCGCUUCGUUAUCUUCGCUUCACUUUUAGGUAACCACAUACUGCCUGAUGAAGACUUGGCUGCCUUUCACUGGAGUCUCCUGGGUCCAGAGCAUCCGCUAGCAUCGCUCAAGGUGCGCGCCCACCAGCUAGUGCUCCCUCCGUGUGACGUGGUCAUCAAGGCUGUGGCUGACUACGUUCGAAACAUGACAGACUUCAGCGACCUGGAGGCCAUCGCAAACGACAUCUUCAGACACUCACAGUCCAGGACUGAUGACAAAGUUGUCCGCUUUAAGAAAGCAGUGGAGUACUACUCAGCAGCCAGCAAGUCUCAACACUUCUCACCUUACCAAGUCGGACCAGACCAGACAGGAGGACCGGUAGUUUCUCCAGUAGCAGCAGUUCUGUCGCACUACGCAACUCUGGCUCCACCCCCUCAGACGCUCAACAUUCCUCCCCUGUCGGGGAAACCUGGGGUCCAGUCUGCCUACACAGCCCCUCCGGUCGUAGAGCCUGGCCCGGCGGGGGCUGGGGCUAAUGCCGGCCCUAGUGGUGACCCUGUUGCCGGUCUCGGUCCUGGUCCUUCUGGUUCUGGUCUGGCUGUGGAGUCAGCGGUGGGGAAGACCCUGGCAGAGCAGGUACCAAGCAGCUUCAGCAACAUUCCUCCUAAAGAGAAGCACACGCCGCUGUACGAGAGGUCUUCUCCCAUCAACCCUUCUUUUCCCCCGGGGGGCACGGCCGCCACCAGCCCCUCCUCGUCGUCCUCCACCACCUCCUCGGAGAACGAGGACAACACAGGCUUCACUGCCAAUCAUGUAAGUGACCAUAAUAAAGGAGGAUGGGACAGACCAUCAGAGAGCACAGCAGAGGGGGAACUGGAAGGAUGGGACAAACCAUCAGAGAGCACAGCAGAGGGGGAGCUGGGAAACCAAACCAAGGCUAACCCAACCGUGACCUCUCCUGGGGUCAUCGGUCAUCUGAAUGCCCAGAUCCCGUCUUUGUUGUCAAUGCCGACCAGAAACCACAUGGACAUCACUAGCCCUCCGCUCCCCAUGGUGGCUCCAGAGGUCCUCAGAGUGGCUCAACACAGACACAAGAAGGGCCUGAUGUACCCAUACAUCUACCACAUCCUUACCAAGGGGGAGAUAAAGCUGUCCGUCACCAUAGAGGAUGAGGCCAACCAGGAGCUCCCAUCAGCAGUGCAGCUGUUCAGACCUAUCCGUCAGUAUGUCUACGGGGUUCUCUUCAGCCUGGCUGAAGCCAAGAAGAAGGCUGAGAGACUAGCCAUGAGGCGCAACCGUCUGCCUGAAUACCCCCCUGUGGCAGUGAAGGAGUGGGCUGCCUACAAGGGGAAGUCCCCCCACACCCCAGAGCUGGUGGAGGCUCUGCCCUUCAGAGAGUGGACCUGUCCUAACCUGAAGAAGCUGUGGCUUGGCAAGGCGGUGGAGGAUAAGAAUGGCAGGAUGAGAGCCUUCCUGGCCUGUAUGAGGUCAGAUGCCCCAGCCAUGCUCAACCCAGCCUGCGUCCCCACACAACUCCUGGUUCUCUGCUGCGUGUUGAGGUUUAUGUUACAGUGGCCAGGAGUAAGAGUUUUGCGUGGUAAGGAACUGGAAGCGUUCCUUGCCCAAGCACUUUCUCCUAAACUCUAUGAGCCUGAACAGCUGCAGGAACUCAAGAUUGAUAGCCUGGACCCUCGCGGCGUGCAGCUGGCCGCUCUGUUCAUGAGCGGCGUGGACAUGGCCUUAUUGGCCAACGACGUGUGUGGCCAGCCAAUCCCCUGGGAGCACUGCUGUCCAUGGAUGUACUUCGAUGGCAAACUGCUGCAGAGCAAACUGAUCCAGGCCAUUCGGGACAAGGCCCCGCUCAUCGACCUCUGUGAUGGUCAGGUGGAUCAGGUGAACAAGGUGAAGAAAAUGCGGCAGAGCAUCCUGGAGGGGCUUAACUUCUCCCCGCCUCCUCCCCCCACCCCCACGCCUGCCUUUCUACCCCCAGGGGGAGCCUUCUACCCCCCGCCCCACAUGAUGCCGCUGCAGGGCAGGGGCAGGAGCAUGGGCGUGCCUCGCCUACCAAGCAUGUCCUCCCAGGGCGGAAAGCUGGAGAUAGCUGGCACGGUGGUGGGCCAGUGGGCUGGCAUCAGACGGGGCCGAGGCAGAGGAGGCUUCCCCAUCCAGGUGGUCUCUGUCGGCGGGCCAAACAGAGGGCGUCUGCGGGGUGUGAUCUCCACUCCUGUCAUCAGGACCUUCGGUCGAGGAGCCAAAUUCCCCCUCAGAGGCUUCAAGAGCCAGGGGACAUACCAGGUGGGACACGGGACAUACCAGGUGGGACACGGGACAUACCAGAGUAAGCCUACCUACUCCUUAGCCAGUGAGGUGAAGGAGAGGAAGAAGUUGAAGACUGAGGAGAAGGAGAAAUCUCCCAUCAUGCUGUCUUCCGAAGGGUCCACUACAGAGAACGGACUGGAGGAGAGAGGGGAGGAGGGACUGGAGGAGGGACUGGAGGAGAGGAGGGAGGAGGAGGGGGAAGUGGAGGAGGGAGUGGAGGAGAGGGAGGUAGAGCAGCUGAAAGGUCAGGUCAUGGAGGUGAGAGAAAGCAGGGCUGUGAAUAUCCAACCAGAAAGUGCCUUUAGCAGUGACUCCAAGAUGUGCAAUACUAACCCCAGCCUAAAUGCACUAAACGCAGACGGCGCCUGUCUCAGAGAAGCAGCAGAACCUCUGAGCUCAGCCGCCUCUGUCUUACAAACAGAAGAGUAAAUUAAAAACAAAAAAAAGUGGUGUUUUUUUGUAGAGAGGGUGAAGAACGAGUGAGAGGAUGUAAGGAAGCGCUACAGUCACUGUUCCAUAUUGUAUGCAUCCCAAACAGCUCCCUAAUAUAAGUGCAGUAGUUUUGACCAGAUCCCCCUGGGGGGGGUUAUACUUCCCAUAGGCCUCUGGUCUAAAGUAGUGCACAACAUGGGUAAAUAAUAAGGUGCCAUUUGGAAUACAUCUAUAUUUUUCCUCUCUGUAGAGAAGAUGAAAUUCAGACGAGCUUUUUUUCUCGACGAUGUCAACCAGAUUUAAAACAAACAAACCCCCAGAAUGAUGAGGAUUUCUCCUUUUUAAACGAGAGAUAAGAACAGACCGGUUCGAAACAGAAUAUAUACUACUAACAAGUGGACUGGCCCAGUCAGUCCACUCCACUCUCUCUCUCCACUGAUAUCGACAUCAUACUACCGUGAUACGACCAUGAUUUGUGUCCCAAAUGUGACACCCUAUUCUCUAUAUAUAUAUAUAUUUUUUAGUGCACUACUUUUGACCAGGAACCAUAGGGUUGACAAUUGGUCUCUGGUCAAAAGUAGGGCGCUAUGUAGGGAAUAGGAUGCCGGUCUCAGACUGGUAAAGAGAAAGGUACUUUCUAUCCUUUUUUCUUAAGAUAAUACCGAAGCCGAAACUUAACAAUGCUUUUGUCUCUUUUUAGUUCCUUAUAGGUUAAGAUGCUCCUCCAGUAUGUACUUGGCAUCAUAUAUUUGCCAUUUGUAACUUUGUUGUCACAGUAAAUAACGUUUUGAGAGUUUUUUAACAACAGAGAAGCAGAUGGAGUCACAGAAUGCUUCCCUAAUGGCACCCUAGUCCGUUUUAUAGUGCACUACUUUUGACAUGGAUAGAUGGGAAAAUUGGAUUUAUUUGAUCAUUUUUAAAAACACAACCACACGUGGAUAAUGCAUUUAAAAAUCAUGAAAACGUAUUUCCAUUUUGAUCCCCUUAUUAAAUAAAUACAACAAGUCAUUGAAAAAUAAAACUUGGUUACAAUAGUAGCUACGAUCAGUCUGAUUUA